Messenger RNA from Populus euphratica (Euphrates poplar), 1517 nucleotides. RefSeq names its product F-box/LRR-repeat protein At4g14103-like. Gene Ontology annotation, molecular function: protein binding. Lineage: Eukaryota; Viridiplantae; Streptophyta; Magnoliopsida; Malpighiales; Salicaceae. The coding region runs from base 111 to 1517 and encodes 468 amino acids. The record is from RefSeq and is a predicted model, not a curated record. The transcript is spliced from 4 exons.
UAGUUAGGAUUACUUCGCCAUCACUGUCAAGUCAAGCCCAGGCAAAAUUGAUUCUCCUCAGAAAAAUUAAUCUCUUCGCCUCGAUAAAGUCCUCUCUGUUAAUCUUGAAAAUGGCAAAACACAAUGGACGAAAACGUUGCACGAAAGCGAAUAAAGAUAUGAUUGGUAGAUUGCCUAAUGUGGUUCUUGGUCAUAUACUCUCAUUUCUUCCUACAAAAGAUGCUGUGCGAACCAGCGUUUUGUCCAAAAGUUGGAGAGAACUCUGGACAUCACUUUCCAAUUUUGAUUUUGAUGAUCGCAUGCUGUGGCCGCGGCUCUCAGCAGAAAGACAGAUCAUCUUUGGGGAUUUCAUGGAUCGGUUUUGUUAUCUUCACAACUCUCGUGAAAACUCUAUUACAAAAUUUCGUCUCAGAGUAAAUGGAAGCUAUCCUCCUUCCCGUAUGAGUGCGUGGAUUUCUGCUGCAAUUAAGGACAAUCUUGAGGAGCUCAAACUUUGGAUAUACACAGCGGAUCAUGUUCCGUUUCCUCGGAGAAUUUUUAGCUGUGAGAAGUUAGUGAUUUUGGACCUUGGUUAUCAAAUUGAUAUUGAUCUUCUUGGUGUUGGUGUACACUUUCCAUGUCUCAAGGUCCUUCAUCUUCAAGAACUCUCAAUGUUUGAUGAUCAUGCCUCCAUAGAGAAACUAUUAGCAGGUUCCCCAGUCCUCGAAGAACUGAAAAUCGAACACGAAGAUUGUGAAUCCAGGAACGUUUUACGUAUAUGCUCAAGCUCACUGAAACGCUUGAUCAUAAGAUUCCCAUUGGUUGCUUAUGACGAGAAGGAUCCUGGUUGCAGAGAACUUACUCUUGAUACCCCAAACCUCGAGCUUCUUAAACUAACUGAUCUCGUGUCCGAGAAGUUAAACAUGCUGCAGAUUCCGUACUCACUAGUCGAGGCAGCUCUCAGUGUUGCUUAUAAACAUGUCUUCACCAUAAAAGUAGAUGAUUAUAUUGACAUGGCGGGUCAGCUUUUGAGACCGAUCAUGACGAUUGUCAAGAUCUUACGCUUGUGUGAAACUACUAUGAGGACAUCCCCUUUACAGAUGUUAUCAGACGCAGUUCAUAAGAAGUUGCCUUGUGUCGGCAAUCUUCCUGAUUUUCAGAAUUUGACUCGUUUGGAGAUUGAAGCUAGUGGGAAUGAUCGCUGGCUGGUUUUGCAUGAGAUACUCAAAUGCUCUCCUAAGUUGGAAGUCUUCAUCUUAUACAAGGACUCGACAGAGAAAACUCCCAGAUGGCGAAAUCCUGCAUUCGUGCCCCGGUGCUUAAGGUCGUCCCUUAAGGUGAUCGAGUAUGUGGGUUUUGAAAGCGAGUUGGGGGAGAUAGAAAUGGCUGAAUAUUUCAUAAAGAAUGCAUUGGUCUUGGAGAAGAUGACUAUCGAAUAUGGAUGGAAAAUGAUUCAUGAUUUUAAAGAGCGCGUUGCCGAGAGGUUGACAGAGUGUCGUCGGGGCUCCAAAGCAUGUCGAAUUGUAUUUUCACCUUGA